AGGGCAAGGCCAAUUCUAGAAGAUAUUGCUUGAAUUUCAAAUGUAUGGCAGACACACUAGUUACAGUCGAUGAGACUAAUAAAGGGAACACAAAAGGGGAAGAGAGAACAUGGUCUGAACUACUACCGGAACUUCUAUGUUCAAUACGAUCAAGCCUUUUUGCAGGAGACUCCAUUAUCUUUGGUGCUGUCUGUAAAUCUUGGCAAUUGAUUCCAUUCCCUCAGCCACUCCUCAUGCCAAUUCAUGAUUCUCUAUCAAUCCAGUCACCAUGCUUGAUGUUCUUCAGUAGAAAGAAUUAUGUGUUUAAUUUUUUUGAUCCAAUACGAACUGCUACAUAUCAGGUGGACAUUCCAAAAUUAGUAGAUGCCGAUAUCCGUUUCUCGAAGGAUGGUUGGCUGAUCAUGUGUCAAGGUAGACAAACUAUUUUUCUCUUUAAUCCCUUAACAAAGGAGAAAAUAGAGCUUCCGGAUAUACCCGAGUGCACGGCGUUCACUACAGUGUGCUUCUCUAACCCACCGACUUCAUCAAAUUGUCAAGUGUUUGGUAUCCAAUCUUAUAGUCAUCAUUCAGUCACCAUUGGCAUUUUAAAAGUUGGUGAGGAGGUUUGGACAGUCGAUGACGUUGAAAAUAAUUGUAAUUUCAAAGUGACCGAUUGCAGUCCUGUUAUGUGUAAUGGGUUGUACUACUGUUUGGGUUUUGCCGGAAACUUUGGAGUAUUUGACCCUGAGGACAAUAGUUGGACCAUCUGUGGCAAGCGUCACCGACAACUCAAAAGAUCAGAACAAAGGUUUCUGAUUGAAAGUGAUGGAGAUUUGUUUGCAGUGUUUGCUUCUCGUGAUGGAAGACAGGCUUGUGUUCUUAAGCUUGAUUUUUUGGACAAGGCUUGGCAUGAGGUACAAAGCUUGGGAGAUAGAAUGUUGUAUGUUUGUUACCGGGGAUCGUUCUCAAAAAAGGCUGUUGUGCGAGGAACUAGUAACAAGAUCUACUUUCCAAAGUUUUUUGACAGCAACGGAGUGUUCUAUUCUCUUACGACUAGGAAAUUCCACACCUUUUUUGGUAAUUAUUCUAGGGGAGAUUUUUACGGCACAAAAGAGAUGAAGCACUGCGCUUGGAUUAAUCCCAUGCCUUCAAUGAGAAUGUAAGCCAGAUAUCAGUUGGUGAGAAUUGGAGGCCACUCUAAGCUGGUGUGGUCAUUUUGACUUCAAUGAGCUAACGGUUAAUUUGUAUAAUUCAAUCGUUUAUGCUUUUCUAGUUCUUUUGGUUUUCCAUGUGACAUGAUUUGAUGUGUUUUUUGGAAGCCCAUUGGUACAUUGAUUUAUCAUUUUUAACAAU
Molecule: messenger RNA, 1332 nt
Organism: Ilex paraguariensis (yerba mate)
Lineage: Eukaryota; Viridiplantae; Streptophyta; Magnoliopsida; Aquifoliales; Aquifoliaceae
Source: the annotation of a GenBank genome assembly